CCUCCACACCGCCGCCCACUACCAUGCAGUGGCGCGCGCGCACCGUCGUGGGAGUGGGUGCUGGUCUUGGUCUGAGCUGCUGCUGCUGCUGCUGCUGAGGGUCCAGGAUGGGUUAGUCUCGUCAUGUGCGUGUGGCUCCGGGCGUCGAUACAGCUUGAUUCGGACCAGGACUUGGGGCGCAGCGUGAGUCAAGCCAGCUCGCAGAUUGAGACUCCCAUGUCGGCUGAGAGAAGAGUCGUCGGUGCGCAUCUUUGACACAUCCAUCCGGAGGAAAGUCAUCGUUUUGGCCCCAUGGAGGACAGACUUUGCCGGUACUGAGGUGGAAUAUCCCGGGCCGAGGGAGAACGGAUAGCGAAGCACCCCCUUUUUGCGAGGAUACCCUUUCAUUUUCUCCAUUUGAUUUUCAAGAUGGAUUGAGAAAAGACCGGAUCCUUUUGCAUUCUUAAUUAGGAGGCAGCCGCAUACGAGACACCGGGGAGGGGGUGUCGUUGGACGGCGAGGGCCCACUGCUGCUUGCCGUAUAGAACGGAAGAGGACACCGGAGGAGGAAAGAAGGGAGGGUGGGAGGGGUACCCCGGGUAGCCUACACCGGGAGCCAGGGGCUGGCUGUGAAGCGGCUCCAUGAGGAGGGAGAGCCCUGCAGAGCCCAGCCGGAGUAGAGAGAGAGAGAGGACGAGUGGUGGCGGGCCAGUUGGGAAGUUUGGAUGCAUAUGAUCACAACCACCAUGAUUUUUAUGAUUCUGGGUGCUUCAGUUGUUAUGGCGAUCGCCUGUUUAAUGGACAUGAACGCACUACUGGAUCGCUUUCACAACUACAUCCUGCCACAUCUACGAGGGGAGGACCGCGUCUGUCACUGCAACUGUGGGAGACAUCAUGUGCACUAUGUCAUUCCGUACGAUGGGGACCAUUCCCUGGUGGACUCCUCAGAGAACUACUUUGUAAGUGACAGUGUGACCAAGCAAGAGAUGGACUUAAUGCUGGGCCUGCUGCUGGGCUUCUGCAUCAGCUGGCUCUUGCUGUGGCUGGAUGGCGUCUUGCACUGCGCCGUCAGGGCCUGGAGGUCGAGCCGCUACUACGAUACGCCGUCCUGGUCUUGGCUGCCGCAAUUCUGCAACCUUCGAGAGUUGCGUCGUAGGGCCCAGCUCCGACAGUUGGACGACUCCAGUGGCAACAUGGUGCACAUCAAGCAGAAGCUCUACCACAAUGGCCACCCAAGCCCCCGUCACCUCUGACUCAACAACAGAAACACAACCAACCAACCAGUCCAGAAUUUUCCUUUUCACCCGCCCCUAAACCUCACGGCAGGUGGCCUCACGGGAAUCUCCGCACACCACCCUGAUAACAUUGCCCUCUAAAAAGCCCUAAGAGAACUUUCCUCAGUCAGAUGCAGGCUCCCAUCAGCCCCAGAGAAAGUCCCAAAUGAAGUCAGGUCCAACAUUUUGGGAGCAGGAACAACAACAACAAAACAUUUUUAAGGGUGGUUUUUUUCCUGUAUAGAGACAUUUUCUGUGUUCAUUGUUUAACUUGGCAUGCUCUUUUAGAACAGGGUAUGACGUGGGCAGUGUUUGCAUUUUUAUUUUGGGUGGGAGACUUGUUGCUUUGGGGAGGUGUGGGCGGGGGGUGAAUGCAAUUCCUGGGUGGGUGGGUUUUUGUGAUGUUAGAUUGCUGCUUGUGUAGAUAUGUAAAAAUAUGGACCAGAGGGGUUAAAAAAAACAGGGGGGUGAUGACUUGUUCCUCACGAAAUGAUUGGCUUGCUAGGUCCAGAAUUCAGCAAUGGAAGAGGAAGCUAAGUCUGUUUUAAAAAUGGAUGUGAAACCAUGUGAAAUACGGCCAAAGAAGAGCCACAGACAAAUUAGCUUUAUAGUGAAUUAACUGAAUGUAAUAUUUUCUUUUUCAUGUAAAUAUUUGAAGGGGAAUGCACGACAAGGGUUGUGGUUUGGGUUCUCUUUGCUUCAUAUCUUUAUUAUUUCGGAGAAUACACGGAAGUUUUUAGUUUUUAUGUAUGUAGACCCCUUUUCAUUUUCUCACUGUUGUUUACAGGCUGUUGGCCAAGCAGAAUUCACAAAGCUCAAGCAGAACUACCCAAGAUAACCCAAACUAAUGAAAUAAUUCCCGAUACCUCCCAUGAGGAAUAAAAACCCUGUAAAAGAAUAAAAGCUCUGUAAAAUGUUUUCAAAUACAUUUAACAUAUUUGAAGAUAUUGGAAGGCUUUUUAGUGAAUAUAUUUUUGCGGCUCACACAGAAAUGAGUUGACAUAAGCAGGAUGUGCUUUCACACAUUGAUCAUAGAUGUCCACAACGUUUCAAAGAUGGAGACAACGGCAAAGAUUGAGACGACGGUUAACAACCGUCUGUUAUGCAUUACAUUUAAAAGACAUUUAUUUUCACUUUACAGGCACUUUAAGUGGUCAUUUGUUUCCCAUGUUUCACAACUGAUCAAUGUGUACGGUGUACACAAGGAUAAACUCCACACUAAAAGUGUCCAAAUUAGUCAAUAAAUUGACACGUAAUUGAUCAUCAAAUUAAUCUACUGUGUAUUUUAGUAAUCAAUUAUUUGUUUAACGUCAUUGUCAAAAUUGAUCAAGUGAUCUGAUUUUCACCUGUCAACAGUAAUUAUAGAAAUUGAUGUAUUAUUGAUUUAAUCAAUGAUUUCUGUAGUCAUUCAUGAAAGCAGACUAAUUAUAUUUGGUGUUUAAUCAAAUUUACUAUUCACAAAUAUCUGUUUUCAAUUUGUAUAACAAUGACCAAAUCAGUAACUGGAUCAGUUUCAAAAAGUUUGAUGAGGCCAACUUCUAUUCUACUUGUGUGAUAUUGCUCAACAUUUUUUUUUUAUCACUAAACAAUACAAAAUACACAAUAAUUGAUUAAUAAAUAUUAAUCAGGAACAAAAAUAUUUUUGAAGUACAAUUUUAUGCAAAAUAAUAUUUGAUCAGAUUAUUGGAAUAAUCAAUGGAAUAAUUGAUUGAAUAGAUAACCCCCCUCAGAAAAAAAGUUAUGCUUUGAGUCAUGACUUCUGUGUCACUGACACUGUAAACUUCACACAACACCUUUGCAGCAGGUAAUGUACUAUGUGACAUCUGUGAAACUGACGUUUACGAUCGAUAACAUGCUGUAAGCAUUUCAGCAGUGACCCGAAAGUGCUCGCACACAUUUAUGUAAUCACCUCUCACUUCUGACCAUCAGCCAUUAAGCGCAGGGAACCCUCACCAGAUCCCCGCUCGCCCACCCUCUUGAUGUCCAGACAUUGCUGUUGUGAGGAUGAAAUGUCUGUUUUAUUAAAAGUGCUAUUGAAGCACAGCAGUGACCUCU
This is a messenger RNA of Syngnathus acus (greater pipefish), 3308 nucleotides long. RefSeq names its product transmembrane protein 240a (gene tmem240a). Lineage: Eukaryota; Metazoa; Chordata; Actinopteri; Syngnathiformes; Syngnathidae. Bases 705 to 1232 code for a protein of 175 amino acids. The record is from RefSeq and is a predicted model, not a curated record. The transcript has 4 exons.